AUGACACGAGAACAGUACAUACUAGCAACACAACAAAAUAACCUGCCAAGGGCUGAGAAUGCACAACUUUACCCAGUGGGAAUUUAUGGAUGGCGAAAGAGGUGCUUAUACUUCUUUGUCCUUCUGCUGUUGGUUACCAUGAUAGUUAACUUAGCCAUGACAAUUUGGAUAUUGAAAGUGAUGAACUUCACCGUGGAUGGUAUGGGAAAUCUGAGAGUCACCAAGAAGGGAAUCCGACUUGAAGGUAUAUCUGAGUUUCUACUUCCAUUGUAUGUGAAAGAAAUUCAUUCCCGAAAGGAUAGUCCACUGGUCUUACAGUCUGACAGGAAUGUAACAGUGAAUGCAAGAAAUCACAUGGGGCAGUUAACGGGACAGCUGACAGUAGGAGCUGAUGCUGUGGAAGCUCAGUGUAAAAGAUUUGAAGUGAGAGCAAGUGAAGAUGGCAGGGUGCUGUUUUCUGCAGAUGAAGAUGAGAUUACCAUUGGGGCUGAAAAGCUGAAAGUUACAGGCACUGAAGGAGCAGUGUUCGGGCACUCUGUCGAAACACCUCACAUCAGAGCAGAACCUUCCCAAGACCUCAGGCUUGAAUCACCAACCAGGUCCUUGAUAAUGGAAGCUCCCCGGGGGGUCCAGGUGAGCGCUGCAGCUGGAGACUUCAAGGCUGCCUGCAGGAAGGAGCUCCAUUUGCAGUCCACAGAGGGGGAGAUAUUUUUGAAUGCGGAUACAAUCCGGCUGGGAAACCUGCCGACCGGCUCUUUUUCCUCUUCUUCACCCAGCUCCUCCCACUCUCGGCAGACAGUGUAUGAACUGUGUGUCUGCCCCAACGGCAAACUGUACCUGUCUCCAGCCGGGGCCGGGUCGACUUGUCAGUCCGGUAGCAACAUCUGCUUGUGGAGCUGA
Molecule: messenger RNA, 900 nt
Organism: Balaenoptera acutorostrata (minke whale)
Lineage: Eukaryota; Metazoa; Chordata; Mammalia; Artiodactyla; Balaenopteridae
Gene: SGCZ
Product: sarcoglycan zeta
Exons: 7
Coding region: 1-900 (299 amino acids)
Biological process (GO): cardiac muscle tissue development; heart contraction
Cellular component (GO): sarcoglycan complex; sarcolemma
Source: RefSeq, a predicted model, not a curated record